UACAGGAAAAAUAAAAACAAGGACACUUGAACACAAUACCAAUAAAAUAAAAAAAACUGUCUUUUUUUAAAUAAAAAUAAACAAUAAACCAUGAAGAAGUCACAGGAAGAGCUUAACAGAGCUCCCCAGGUAACGGGCAUAGCACCGACGAAGAAUUCGAUGAUGACGGGAAAGAAUAAAAGAAAAUUGCAAUGCUCUCCAUUUUCGAGGCUGAACAGACUGAAGUUCGUGUCUGCGGAACAGCUACCCAUCGCUACCAGGGACUACGGAUUAAUGCGAUCCACCAAUAAGUCAUCGACUCCAUUUCCGCGAGCCGAUCAAGGAGUCGAUGCCACUUUGCUGAAGGCUCGGCUCAACAUGCGUCGUGAUUUCGAGAGUAGGCGAACUGAUGUCCAUAAAUCCCCGAAAAAGACAGAGAAAGACAGCGCUAGUAUCAGUGAUGCGGAAUCCCACGACAUUGAUCAUUCCAGCUUUCGAAAUAACUCAAGGCCCUCGGUCAGCGUUUUUCGUCGUUCUUCAACUGGGAAGGAUAACUACAAGGAGUUACUAUCCCUCGGCACUCCACAUCCCAAAAAGGGCGUGGCCCUGAAUGCUAGGGCACUGACCAGGCGACUAACAGACAUAAAUGAUCUUCUCAAGAUGCAAAUGGGUCCUAGCGAACAUUCAAUGAUAAAUACGCCUCAAAGGUCGAUGAAGCCGAAGAAAAAAAAGGUCCUCAUGUCGAUAACCACCGACAGUAUUGAUGCGAUAAUUCCUGACAAAGACGAGCCAAAUGGGGAGCUGGUCAGUAGGGAAAUGAGUCGGCGUUUGACCCAAAUUGACUACGAUGCCUCGCAAAGCUCGCUAAGCGCCGAGUUCCUGGAGCCAGAGCUCAGUUUUGCUGAGCGAAGGCGGCUAUUUCAAGAAGGCGAGUUCACAAUUGCGAAAUAUGGCCGAAAAAUGAGCGAUGUGAUGAUGGCGGCCCCGCCUGUAAACGAAUCGGUAGAAGACAAUAGUAUGCAGUUCGCACAGAAAGCCAAGGAGGAGCUGGAGACAUAUAUGAGAUCGCAAGGCCUGAUCAAGAUCUCCCACGAUCAGGUCACCAUGACCCGGAAUAUGAACCGUGGAUCAGCGCGAGUAAGCCCAUCGGAUUCGGGGGUACUUCCACGGGAGAACGACUCCAAUCGGAAUACCAAGCAACGCAAAUCUGUUACCACUCGAACCGAAAAUGAUUUAAUGUAUCUUGGCUAGCAGGAUUGCCGAAGGAUGUUAAAUUGCUAAAUUCAUUCACCUCCAGCAAUUCGGCUAGUUAGAGGAACAAGACUUCGUUAUGGUAUCGGAAUUAAUUCAAAGUAUUUUCGAGAUUGUAUUGUGUAAAAUUUUGGUCAACUUCUUUCACUCAAUACAUAUUUAAAACAUAUAGUCAA
This is a messenger RNA of Drosophila takahashii, 1406 nucleotides long. RefSeq lists its product as uncharacterized. The record is from RefSeq and is a predicted model, not a curated record. NCBI's taxonomy places the organism in Eukaryota, Metazoa, Arthropoda, Insecta, Diptera, Drosophilidae.